AUGACCUUGGAUGCAGAGCCAAUGGAGGAUAUUGAUAUCGACGUAGUAGGAGAGGGCAGUAAAGGGGCUGAAGACGGCGAUCUGAAGGCGUCAGCCUCUUUGGACACGAGAGUUGCGUCCGAGUAUGGAUCAGCCACGGCAACUUUGCCUGCUAAUCAACAUGAUGAGGACGGUGCCUCUAAUAGCUUGGCACCAAGGUCCCCCUCAAUGUCGAACAAAAGCACACAAGUGAAGCCUCCGUACUCGUACAUCGCUUUGAUAACCAUGGCCAUUCUCCAGAGUCCGAAGAAGCGUCUCACUCUGAGCGAGAUAUGCGACUUCAUCAGCCAGCGCUUCGCAUACUACCGAGAGAAGUUUCCGGCAUGGCAAAACUCCAUCCGACACAACCUCUCGCUCAAUGACUGCUUCAUCAAAAUGCCUCGAGAACCGGGCAAUCCUGGCAAAGGGAAUUACUGGACCAUGGACCCCGACUCCUCCGACAUGUUCGAGAACGGAAGCUUUUUACGGCGAAGGAAAAGGUUUAAGAGACAACACUUUAGGUUUGGGAUUCUCAAAGAACAAGCGCUCGAAGCCACUGGCUUUCCCCAUUUUCCUUACGGAAGAUACGGGUUCGGUUCGGCUUGUCUGCAACUGCCACGUCUAGAAGUGUAUCCUCUCCGCUUCCAUCAGCAUUCGCACCCGACCUGUGCGCCCGGAAUCCCACCUGGCAGCAGCAUCCUGCCCUCGCUGUCAACACUCCUAUGCCGGAACGCGUUCGCUGCUAAAGCCUCUGCCGAGUCUCCUGGGAUGGCCAUCGAGUGCUUUAACCCGACUCGGCCUAAUGCGCACUGUUCUGCACUUUCCCUCGACUCUCCAUUCGUGUCUUCUGCCAUGCUCCAGCACGGCACUUUCCCCCAUUUUCUAAAUCUACAAUACGAGUACGAGAAACUCCAAACUUUGCGCUCGGACCUAACGAAUAAACACAUUGUCAGCAACUAGGCCUGGUCGUUUUAAAUAAGCUGGCGACCACUUGAUAAACUGUAUCUUAAAUGACUUAACUCUCAGGUACUCUUCCUCUUCUGUUACUGAAGGAAUAUCCACUCGUCUUUUCUGGAAUACAAAAUGUCAUGCUAUGAUUGCGGAUUGUAUG
This is a messenger RNA of Alosa alosa (allis shad), 1129 nucleotides long. It is a transcript of the gene foxd7, whose product is annotated as forkhead box D7. Gene Ontology annotation, biological process: anatomical structure morphogenesis; cell differentiation; regulation of transcription by RNA polymerase II. The coding region runs from base 1 to 978 and encodes 325 amino acids. The record is from RefSeq and is a predicted model, not a curated record. The transcript has a single exon. NCBI's taxonomy places the organism in Eukaryota, Metazoa, Chordata, Actinopteri, Clupeiformes, Clupeidae. Gene Ontology annotation, molecular function: RNA polymerase II cis-regulatory region sequence-specific DNA binding; DNA-binding transcription factor activity, RNA polymerase II-specific.